CAUCGCCAUCGGCAACUCGUCGUAAAGGUGAAUGCACAUACAAUCUUUUGUAUGGUAGCGAAUGCACGUUUGAAUGCAUAGAAGGCUACCAAAUUCCAACUGGUGCAUCUGCCAAAGCCACGUGUGAAAAGGGGGAGAGGGAUAUCAUGAACUGGACCUCACUACCGGAUUGCGAAAGAAAAAGAUGUCCCGCUCCUUUCGCACCCGCAAAUGGAUAUGUUUCUUGUAGAAGUUCUUCUUACGAGUUUGACACCGAAUGCUAUAAUUCAUGCAAUAAAGGUUACCGACUGGAAGGCUCAUCCGUCAUAAUAUGUCAAUCGGACGAAAAAUGGUCAAACAUGACGAAGGCUGCUAGAUGCAUAGACGAUGAACCGCCGGUUAUCACGUGCACACAUCACGUGGUUUACGCUGUCAGAGGCACAUCAUACGCGUCAUUGGAUUGGACGGACCCUUUAGUUACUGACAACGUUGAUCACAAUCUGAAAGCUGUAAAGCUUUCGGACAUUAGUAAAGGAGAUGUGGUUAAGGAGGGCAUUUACAUCAUCCAAUAUCGAGUGACCGACAACGCUGGAAAUUACCAUCCGCUAUUGUCAGAAUGCCGCGUAACCGUUGAAGUUAAACUCGUAAAAUGCGCUUCCGGCCCGACGGAUAGUUUAAGCGAUGCCCGUUUCAUUAGAUACAAUUGUUCCGAUUCCAUCUUCACCAAUGGUGUGGAAUGUGAAUUGUCUUGCGAACUUAACCUUGAACUGAACGGGACAAAUACAAUGUCUUGUGAACGUAAUGGAACCUCUGGAGUUGGAGUUUGGAAAUGGAAUGGACCUGCCGAACCGCACUGCAAUAUUGUGAGUUGUCCGCCCUUGUUACCUCCUGCUAACGGCGCCAUGAUCUACGACAGCAUCAAUUCCAGACCACUUUACGUUAUGCUGUGUCAGUCUGGGUUAGACAUUCCGGUCGUUGGUCUUUACUUCACUGGUAGACUAAGCUGCCAGGACAGUGGAAAAUGGUAUCCGUUGGAUAAGUUCCCAGACUGUAUACGUUCAAUGUGGGGCGAUAUGGUUCUUCUGGCAGAGCUUAUCUAUCAAGGAAACUGUGCAGAUGAAAAAACCAAAAACGCCAUCAAGGAAGCCGUCUUAAAAUACCUCAGCGGAAUUAAAGAUGAUAUAGAAAGAUCAAUAUGCCCUGGUCGUAAUUGUAGAGUAGAAAACAUCAAUGUCGUCUGUGGAUCUAAUCAGAAACGGCGCUCUACAGUUUAUAUUCAAAGACUAGCUAAGAGACAAACUACCUACGCUCGAGUGACUUUUGACAUCGCGACACUAUUUGAUUUAUCAAACACCUCGAGUCAGGAAGCAUUUAACAUUUCGUUACCACUUUUAACUGCAAUAAAUGACAGGAUAGCUAAAGAUGUAGAAAACGGCAGCCUCGAUAUAAAUGGUUUCACGUUAGAACGGGGUGCAUACCAAAGAAGUAACAAUACACAUUUGAAAUGUCCGCUACACUAUAAGAGAGAUGGAUAUAAAUGCAAACCCUGCCCAAAAGGAACCUACAUGAACUCGACAACGGGGAACUGUGAACUUUGCAACAUUGGUGAAUACAAUGAAGAUGACGGAAAAGCACAGUGCAACCUUUGUCCUGCGAACCACAGCACUUUAAUGAAGGGCUCAACGCGUCGUGAGAACUGUACCAAACUGUGCGACCCGGGUUAUGCAUCAAGUACUACAAUGAUUCCAUGUUCGGCUUGUCCUUUGGGCACCUAUCAACCAAGUUCUGGGAAGUCAGCAUGUAUAUCUUGCCCAAAGGGACACACUACUCAAUCCACAAACAGCACAUCGGAAGACUCAUGUACACUGUUCGAUAUUCAGAUAAACAAUUUAAACGGAAGACAGAUGAUUGGUAUUGCAAAUAGUAAUAUCUCUUCUUCAAUGAUGUCACUCACUCUUUGGGCAAAAACGAAUGCUGCUUCUUCGGAGGAUCUCAUUCUAGCUGUUUAUGACGGUUUUAGUGACAUAUUAACUGUACGAAUGGGAGACAACCUAACAGUUUCGAGCGGAUCAAUAUCCCUCCACACGUCCAGAAAUCUCUCUGAAAGAAAGUGGUCAAAACUUAAUAUCGAGCUUAAUUUCUCCGCCAAUGUAUUAACGGUGAAUGUAGACGGUGAGAAGCAUGAAAGAAGGGUUGGAAUGACGUCCAGUUCACUGGUUCCAUGGCGUUUGUACAUGUCCGCAACGAAAGAGACAGGUAUAACGAUGUCGGGACUAGCUAUCAUCCCACGGUCACUUAGUGCUCUCGAAAUGUCGUCCUUUGACAGAACGUGUGUCCUGAAUUCUUCUGACGCUUUGCUUUCUAUGGAAGAUAUAGUUCGAAGUCUUGUUGAUGGGAUCGUUAUGGUUUAUCCCUCAUCAUGUGACCCCUAUGACGAGUGUUCUACAUUUCCGUGUGGCAAUCACACCUGUGUGAACGGUCUAGGGACAUUAACGUGCGUGUGCAGUGGGGGAUGGAGCGGAACGCGUUGCGAGAUUCCGCCUGACUAUUGUCUGAACCAUGACUGCAAACACGGAGUGUGCGUGCCCGGAAACGGAACAUAUUCAUGCAACUGCACAGACUUCUACACAGGAAGCGACUGCUCUAUUCCACCAGUAAACGGCAUGUGGUCUCUAUGGGCGGACUGGUCAUCAUGUGGCGUAACAUGUGGAGGUGGUAAUCAGUCACGGGAGAGACAAUGCACAAACCCGGCGCCCGGGCCAGGAGGACUAACCUGCCAGGGCCCAGAUGUUGAGACGAAAUACUGCAAUACUGAGAAAUGCCCGGAAUGCUCAAAGCUCAAACGUAGCUUUGGUACAAUAGUUAAAUGUAUCGAAUCGCCAUCAUGGGACAAUCGUUGUAAUGUUAGUUGUCUUAAUGGCACCACGUUUCCAAGCGGACAAGAACCCUUCCCCGAGUACACGUGUGGUCCCUCCACUAAUUACGAGUGGAAUCCUGACAAUGUGAUACCGGAAUGCGUAGAUUACAAUUCUCCGCUCAUGCUUGAAGCGCUAAGUACAGCGAAUUUCAAUGAUGACGUCAUUUAUUCGCGUAAGAACAAGGUUGAACAGUCUAUAUUGGACAAUUUGGCAACUCUUCCUUGCGGCAUUGCCAAUACAUGUGAAAGAAAGGUAACAGUAAGUUACAAGUCUAACGAAAGUCGGAAGCGAAGUACUGGAUCCACACUGACGAUUUCAGUUAAGAUGAAACUACCAGACUUGAAAACACUUAAUAUGGCCGAUUACACACAAAACGGAACAGUAACAACUGAUCUACAAGUGCUUCAAAAUACAUUCAAUGCAACGAUAGAUGUUCUAAAAUAUCUACAAAAUAUGACGGUCUUCAACGUUUCUGGUGAGCUUUACAGAGUAGAUCCGGCUUCCGUAAAUGCCUUCAUUGGCAUAUACUGUCAAUCUGGAUUUUCUGGAAAAGACGGAUUGUGUGUGGGGUGUCCUGCGGGUACGUAUGAGGUCAACGCAGUGUGUCGUAGUUGUGACGUUGGUUCUUACCAAUCUUUCACUGGUCAGACAAGUUGUAAACCCUGUCCGACCGGGUACACCACUGCUUCGUUAAAGGCUACAGGCGUUGACCAGUGUACUGUUGUAUCAGAGAUCACAACAGGUUAUCCCGUUACAACGGCCAAUACGACCGAUUCAGUAACGGACGACAGGAAGAAAGAAGAUCAACCAUCUGAAUCUAACACGACAGUAAUUAUCGCCUCAGUGGUACCUUCGGUGGUGUUACUCGGUGCAGUCAUUGCUCUCGCUGUUUAUUGCUGUAAACGUAGAAGAAAGAAAACAGAGAAUCCGACGUACACAGACUAUAGCACAGCAUCAGAUUGGCUACCUGACCAAUUUGUUCACGAGAUGCUUGCAACAAACUCAGUCACACAAGAAGGCCAGGUAGUGGAACGAAUCGUUAACACUACGUCUGACACACAAGCGACUUCAUCAAAAGAACAGUUAGCAAAUCAUUCCGUUUACAAUUCGUCUGACAUUUGUGCUUGAUACGAGAUGCACGUUAGCACGUGUGCUAUUAAUAUGGUAAAGCUUGAAAAGGAAUUCGAGUUUCAAUCGUUAAAAAUGAAAAUGAUCACGCGCUUGUACUACGCUAUCAUCCCUUGCAAAACUUUCUUUUAUUAUUUCUUUUAUUAAAUGUUUAACAUUAAAGCCACACACCUUGAAAUGAACUUAUUUGGCACAGUAAAUUUUAGUAUAAAUAAGAAACAUAAUUUAUCUAUGCCAAUUAGAAUGUAUAUGAUGGUAACAAGGUAGAAAUCCGUCAUUUUAGCGCUUUAAAACUCAAAAAUAAUCUAGUUCGUCGAAAUGGACGUAAACGUCCAGAAAUCCUACUUUCGGUUUUAAAAGCGUUGCAGUUAGAAAAAUAAUAAAUUACUUGCUAACUAGGCUAUAGAUUUAAUUUCAUCCAUGUCAAUUAGAAUAUAUCUGGUGGGUACAAGGUAGAAAUCCGUCUUUUUGCGCUUUAAAACUUAAAAAUAAUCGCCUUUGUCGAAAUAGACAUAUACAUGUAAAGAAAUCCUACUUUCGGUUUUAAAAGUUUGAAAAUAGUAUAUUACUUGCUAAAUAGGCUAUAGUAUUAAUUAUAAUUUUGCACACUUUCAAAUGGCAUACAUAGGUAUUGAUUUGCAUGUACUACAUUUCAAGGAGUGUGGCUUUAAGAGACAAGUUUUGAAUUGAUGUGUGGUCAAAAUUCCAAGCGUUGCAUUCAAAAUUUAUGUGAGAUAAAAGUUCAUGUUUGAUCUUAGAUUGUGUACAAGCAGCGUUUGAACUUAAACACACUACUUUAAAGUAAAAUCACAGCUUUCCUAUUUUAUUUUUGCUUCAUUUGGUGUAUAGCCAAAUCAUUAAAGUUGUGUUUUUGGCUUCUAAAGAAGUAUCCAACUAUGCACGUAAUGAUGAAACUAGUCAGCUGACAUAUAUACUUUUUGAAGCCUUAGGCUUCAUUAUUUUACUAAACUAUUUUGCCUGUUUUUAAAGAUUGAAACAAUAUAUUUCUGAAUCACGUUCUUGUAUUCUCAUGUCAAAUAAUGUGAUAAGUACACUUUGGUACUCUAACUUUUUGUUUUUUCAGUUAGACUCCAGUUAUUGUGUAAAAUUGACUGCUUAACCCUCAAUACCAUAUAUGUAGACUUCUUAAUAAUUAUUUACGGGAACAAAUGCAUCGUACAAGUCUACGAUUUAUAGACUUGUGCAAUGAUGCAUCUGUAUUGAUGUUAACUUGUAUUGUAUUUGUUAGUAUGUUUGUGUGUGUGCAUAUGCGUGAUUGUUAAAUUACACAUCAACAACACAUCACUAAACAUCACUCAAAAUUAAAUGCGUUUAUGCUGCCAGCGUAAAUAAAUAAAAUUCAAUAUUACAGUGUAAAAUACAACGCUCAAUCCCUGUAAAUAUCAUGCAUUUGAGCGUACUUUGAGAAAAUGUAAUUACAGAUGCGAUUGCUUUUACUAUUUGUUGUUGUUGUAAUUGUUGUAAUUGUAUAUUGCAUUUAUUGAUUGUACUAUUAUAUAGCACUAUUUUGUGAAAUGCUCACAUAUUUUGAUAUAUGUAAGUGAACGUAUUUGUAAAUCACCUCUGUACAGACAAUAACCACCAUCACUUGAAACCCCUUGGUAUUGUGACUUUGACGGCUCAUUCUUUAUUAUACUGAUUUAAGUUUAUCUUUUGAUCCUAUGCUAGUAUAAUGAUCUGUUUAUACACCCAACAUAACCACACGUAUCAUAAUAAUGAAACCAUACAUAUUAUCAUCCUUCACCAUUGGCUUCUUUUCCCUUCCAUCUUAUAAUCUAUCUGAUAUCUUAAUUUUCAAUUUAAAGCAGUUGUGUAGCAAUGAACGAAAUCAAAUCUUAACAACGUACCUGUCGCCAUGUGUCUUCAUUGUCAAUGGCAACAGGCGUAUUAUGUCAUCGUUUCUUGCUCAUCUUGUAUUUAUUGGAGGUUAUUAUUAUGUUGUACAUAAAACAAACACCAGGAAACGCUUUCAUUGUUGCAUAAAAAUCACCAGCUAUUUUUCAAUUUGUACUACACUUAUUAUAGGAAUGCCAAUAAUGGCUAAAUGUAACAAGCAUUUUUUCAUUACAAAUUUAUGUACAUGCAUCUAUGAACGAAGCACUGAGAAUUAAACAUCUAAGCAAACGUGUUCUGAUAGA
Molecule: messenger RNA, 6184 nt
Organism: Dreissena polymorpha
Lineage: Eukaryota; Metazoa; Mollusca; Bivalvia; Myida; Dreissenidae
Exons: 20
Coding region: 147-4025 (1292 amino acids)
Molecular function (GO): calcium ion binding
Source: RefSeq, a predicted model, not a curated record